Molecule: messenger RNA, 4550 nt
Organism: Orussus abietinus
Lineage: Eukaryota; Metazoa; Arthropoda; Insecta; Hymenoptera; Orussidae
Product: probable cation-transporting ATPase 13A3
Exons: 18
Coding region: 563-4264 (1233 amino acids)
Biological process (GO): intracellular calcium ion homeostasis; polyamine transmembrane transport
Cellular component (GO): membrane
Molecular function (GO): ATP hydrolysis activity; ATP binding; P-type transmembrane transporter activity
Source: RefSeq, a predicted model, not a curated record
UCGCGCCGCACUUGGUACCGACCAGGUGGUCUCCGGGUUCUUUUCGCGAGCGAGAAAGUCCGAAGACGGUAUCCCCGGCCUCGCGCGAUACCGGCAAAAUUAGCCUCGGUUCAAUUCGUAACUCGCGAGUUACUUCGGGGUUAACGUCGAUAAAGCCCCGAUAAGGACCCGCUAUCUAAAGUCGCCCGGUUGGCUGGCUAAGUGACCUUAAAUUGCAGUUUUUUUUCUCUUCUCUCUGCACCGGGGACGGUCUCUUUUCGCCGAGAAAGAGAAAGCAGUUUUUCUUGGUCUGGAAAAGACACGGUUUAAAUAUGAAGAAGGAUACGUGGAAGCUGCGGGGUGCGGUUCUCCCCUUUUGAGUGGUCUUGCGAUCGCAUUUGUCAAGUGCGUCGAUUUUUAUGGAAGAUCUUCUAACACAGGAAUUUAAUCAUUCGCCCCGGCAUUGGGUGUGUUUGCAAAACCGAACGGAGUGUACGUAACCCGAUGAUCUAACCAGCCAAGAAAAAACAGAACAAGCUGACUAAAAACCGAGAAGCGUUUUGGAAGGAACGAACCAAAAGUUAUGACCGAUAUCAAUGGCUUGAAAACUGACCAGACGACGGAGGCCCAGUGGCAGAGGUUAAAAAGUGGCCACGAUGAGGAUAUGCGAGCUUAUGGUUUCGAAAGGAGUUUUCUUGGGACUUUUUUCACGUACUUCUCUUUCGUCAUAACUGUGGGAUGGGCGAGACUGUUUUUUCAUUGGUACCCGCACUUGUACCUUUACGCAACGCACAAGAAAUGCAGCCUAAGAGAGGCCACAAAAAUUUUAGUGAUAGACGAUUAUCAGGGAAAGCACAAAUCUUACUUUGUCGAAGAGGUGCAACAGAUUUCUCUAAGGAACGCGAGCGGAGAUAUUGGGCCGGUCAACUUAGGGGGAGUUGACGAAGGACUGUUGACGCAGAUCCGAGAGAAGUGCGUCAAGAUAAACUUAGAAAAUGGUACCAAAAGAGAAGUCGAAGGAUACCGAGUAUUUCGAUGCAAGAAACAAUGUUACAUCUGGGACGAAACGAGAAACGAAUUCUCAAGAUUGGUCGGCCUGGACAGGAACGUUCUUCGUUCCGAACUCGCUUCCAGCCACGCUGGCCUCUCGAAAGAAGAACAGCUCUUGAGGCGCAUCGUGUACGGUACCAACGAGAUUAUCGUUCCUGUGCAAAGUAUCGGAGUAUUACUGGUGUUAGAAGCACUGAAUCCCUUUUACAUAUUCCAAGUGUUUACCUUGGCUGUAUGGCUGGCGGAAGGGUAUUACUAUUACACCGGGGCCAUCAUAUGUAUGUCGCUCUUCGGUAUCACCAGCACGAUACUGCAGACCCGAAAAAAUCAGAUGAAUCUACACGGGACGGUCGCCUCGACGGAAACCGUCAGGGUGAGGAGAGAAAAUGGGAUCUUCGAAAACGUCUCCAGUGCCAAUUUGGUUCCUGGGGAUGUUAUCGAGCUUCCAAAGCACCAAGGUACCGUGGCCUGCGAUGCGGUUCUACUGACAGGAAGUUGCAUCCUCAAUGAGUCCAUGCUAACCGGCGAAUCGGUGCCGGUCGUGAAAACUCCUUUGCGACCAAACGGCGGACUAUACGAGCCAAAGGAGAGCUCCCAUCACACUUUGUUCAGUGGGACGAUAAUUAUCCAGACAAGAACUUACGGCAACGACCCAGUUCUGGCAAAAGUGAUAAAAACCGGAUUCCAGACAAGUAGAGGAGCUCUGGUAGCUGCUAUACUUUAUCCCCCACCAGCAGACUUCAAAUUCGACCGAGAUUCAUACAAAUUUAUUGGAAUCUUGGCGUUAAUAGCCACCUUCGGCUUCAUAUACACCGUCGUGAGCAAGAUGUACAGAGGAACCACUGCAGGACAUAUAGCAAUCGAAGCUUUGGAUGUAUUCACCAUUGCUAUUCCUCCAGCCUUACCUGCAGCUAUGACUGUCGGAAAGCUUUAUGCUCAAGCAAGACUUAAACGUGCACAAAUUUAUUGCAUUAACAGUCGAGUAAUCAAUGUCUCCGGUAGCACUGACUGCGUAUGUUUCGACAAGACCGGGACCCUAACGGAAGAUGGUUUGGAUGUCUGGGGAGCAGUACCGAGUACCAAGGGAACAUUAUGCAAAGCCGAGAAGGACAUUACAAACUUGAAGGAACAUUUAUUGUUCGAAGGAAUGUUGGUCUGCCACUCCUUGACCCUCAUCGAUGGAGAACUUUGUGGAGAUCCCCUGGACGUAAAGAUGUUCGAGAGUACAGGUUGGAUCCUCGAAGAGCCGAAUACAGAGGAGUCAUUAAAGUAUAGUUUAAUGACGCCGACGAUAGUUAGGCCACCAGCAAAUUAUGUUUCGGGGAAUAAUAUUCAAGAAAUAGAGAUAGUCCAUCGAUACCAAUUUUCCAGUACCCUACAAAGAAUGUCAUCCGUGGCUCGAAUUUCGGGCGAGGAACAUUUUGUCACUUACACGAAAGGAUCUCCAGAAAUGAUCCUUAGUCUCAGCAGGCCUGAGACGAUCCCAGGAGACAUUACGGUUACUCUUCGUUAUUAUACAGAACAAGGGUAUCGAGUUAUAGCCAUAGGACGAGCUAUCCUGCAGCACAGCUUUAGUAAAAUCGAGGGAAUGACCAGAGAUAUGGUGGAGCAGGAUUUGGAAUUCCUUGGGCUAGUGAUUUUGGAAAAUCGACUAAAGCCUGCGACAGUGCAGGUGAUCAGAGAACUCAGAGAAGCUAAUAUAAACGUGGUCAUGAUAACAGGAGAUAAUAUUCAAACGGCUGUGAGCGUGGCAAAAGAGUGCGGCAUUCUUUUACCUGAUGAAAUCGUCAUAGAUGUGACCGUAGUACCAGGAGAAGCUGGAUCUUCCCCACAAGUGUACUUCACUGCCCAAGGACUGCCCCUGGCAUCGACUUUACAAAAGAAGAAGGUAGUACUUCCGACGCUGGAAAAUGUUGAAAAUGGGCUUAGCACAAGGAAAUACAAAUUUGCCUUAACCGGAAGAAACUGGGAAUUGUUGUGUCAAUAUUACGAAAACUUAUUGCCAAAGAUUUGCGUCCGAGGAGCUGUUUUUGCGAGGAUGAGCAGCGAUCAGAAGCAACAGCUCGUUUUAGAGCUCAUGCAACUGGGUUACUACGUCGCUAUGUGCGGAGAUGGAGCUAACGACUGUGGAGCACUGCGUGCAGCCCACGUUGGAAUUUCCUUAUCGGAAGCGGAAUCGAGUGUCGCCAGUCCAUUUACCUCUCGAAUCCCCGAUAUAACAUGCGUGCCAAAAGUGAUCCGUGAGGGCAGAGCAGCGUUGGUAACUUCAAUCGGCAUCUUCAAGCUCAUGGUGACCUACUCCUUGACGGAAUUGCUGUCAGUAAUCGUCCUCUACUCGAUCGACUCAAAUCUAACGGAUCUACAAUUCCUCUUCAUCGACCUGUGCCUCAUCGUGAACUUCGCCUUCUUCCUGGGAAAAACACAAGCCUUCGAAGGAAAACUAGCACGCAGGGCACCAACGACAAGUCUAAUAAGUUUCUCACCCAUCAUGUCUAUAGUCUUGCAGAUGCUGUCGAUGACAGUCUUUCAAGUAUCAGCGUUCCACAUAGUUCGUUCAUUUCCAUGGUUCGAGUCGUUCGCUCAAGCCACCGAAAGGUCCUACAGCUGCUACGAAAAUUAUUCCGUCUUCUGCGUCUCCAUGUUCCAGUACAUCACUAUGGCCGUGGUCUUUUCCAAAGGAAAGCCCUACAGAAAAGCGAUAUACACGAACAGAGCUUUCAUCAGCUCCAUCUUCCUGAUGAUCGCCAUUUGCGCGUACAUCGCAGUUUCCCCGGCACAGUGGAUCAUCAAUGCACUUCAAUUAAUCGUACCGCCUACUUACGAUUGGAGACUACUCAUCCUUCUCUUGUCCUUCGCUAAUUUUACAACCUGUUUGUUCAUGGAAAGCUUCAUCAUCGAAUACAUGAUCGAAAGGGUGAUCAAGCCCAGGCUGCACAAGCCUGAGAAGUCGAAGAGAAAAUACCUAGGAGUGGAGGACGAGCUGACGAAGAACUGCGAUUGGCCGGUCGUAACUUUGGACUUACCUUGUCUUCCCGUUACUCCCAGCGUGGAGAGCUUUGGAAAAUCAUUGUGCUUCGGAAAUGGGGACGACAAGAGCUACAAGAUCGAAAAUGAGAUUGCGUGCAACGGAAAGAGUGUUUCGACCGAUUCAGAAAAAAACGAUACUAAAGGAAUCGAAAAUCCGGCCUUUGUCGGAGACGAGAGCGUGGAGUUCAAAAUGAUCACCAAGUUAUGAUAAGAAGAGUGGCCUUAAUAGAUGGAAAAUCUGCGAAGGAAAAUAGAAAACUAUUGGGUUAUAAUGAAAAAUAUCCGUAGACCUAUAGAAGGCAGAAUAUUAGAAAGAAAUUCACUGUUUCGUAAGGUUUUAGAAAAACGAAUAGAACCGAGAUAUUGGAAAGACAAAUGUUCCGGUAUAGAGAUUUUGAUAAAGUAUUCAGAAGUAAUUUCUACUGCUCACAGACCACAGUCCUUUUUUAUCUUGUAUGUUAUUCUCACGUUAAAGACUAAAUUGCGAAAUGAUA